Messenger RNA from Pundamilia nyererei, 2099 nucleotides. RefSeq lists its product as uncharacterized. The coding region runs from base 742 to 2049 and encodes 435 amino acids. NCBI's taxonomy places the organism in Eukaryota, Metazoa, Chordata, Actinopteri, Cichliformes, Cichlidae. The transcript is spliced from 16 exons. The record is from RefSeq and is a predicted model, not a curated record. Gene Ontology annotation, molecular function: protein binding.
ACAUUUUAUUUAUUUAUUCCAAUUUAAGUAAGUUAGCGUAAAAUAGUCUAGAAAGAGCAGUGCGACAGCAAACAGCCUGAGCUGGACUCGAACACACGCCUUUGUUUACCAACGGAGAUAUUAUAGGCGAGAGACGCAAAGUACUAAGGCUGCAAGAUCACCGACCAAACAACUAAUACUUGUCUGCCAAAUGGUGAGCUUCGCUUCUAGAAGGACCUUGACUAUAUAAACUCGCUGGGUCUUUAUUAUCGUGUCCAUAAAAAUCUUAAAUUAACGACUAAGAUUCCGUUUGUCUGUUUUCUUUUCUUCCUUUACAUUCCCGUAGCCUGUAUAGCUUCUGUCACGUUUGAAAAUAUAAAUAUUAGCUACUGAAGUGAAUGGUUGUAAACACGAACCUACAGUUUGUUUGGUCAACAAGGCGGGGUCUCUGAAGGCAGCACGACAGGUUUACUGUCAGUCAGUGCGCAGGUGUACAUGGUUAUUAUUUCAGGCGCUUGUGUUUGCAGGUUCAAUAUUCCUUCGCUAUUUAUUUAAAAUAAUAACUUAAUGACAGCAACACAUCGCCCGUCCUCGCUCACGGUCUCGGGCAGGUACAGUGGAACUGGAAGGUGUUUCUCGAUAUGUUAGCUUCACGGAAGUGUGUGCACAGCGCGCGUCCCCAGAGCGUGCUUAAAUGACAGGAGGAUAGAAGCGGCGCGUCUCUUAUCAAGGACAGGCUCUGAUCACAGCUGGACGAUCAACAUGGCACCCAAAGACCCUCUCCUUGGCUCCCUCAAAGUGUGUGUCCUGAACCUGCAGUCAGAUGGAGAGACGGUGACAGAUUCCAACCCUCACCUCGCCUCCUGCUGUGAGCUGCUGGAGCUGGUCCUCAGGAAGGGACUCCAGCAGCCCGUUCUUAGUCUGGUGCACAGAGAUUACUGGCACUGCUUUGAACAGCUACCCCAUCAAGAUGCCUGUGGCAGUCUGUCUGCUCUGUCCUUGGCAGUUGAGCAGACCAGAGUUUGCAGGAAGCUGCUCUCAGCUCAGGGCCGAGGGCGCUACCUGCUCAGGCUGGCCCUCAGCCGCAAGGUCCUGCCGCAGUUCUUCACACACCUGCUGCACACUGCCAGACUCCUGGAGUGGUACAGCCCAGAUUUAUCAAUUCUCAGGAAUGAGGAAUUUGUGGAACCUUUCAUGUCGCUGCUGCUGGUGCUCUCACACAUGGACUUCAAACUGGACAUGGAGAAUUGCAGUUUUCUGGAUGAGAGCUGGCUCCUGCCGGUGUGUGAGAUAUAUGAAGUUGUGCCCUGCCGGGAGGUAGGGUUGGUUCUGAGGUAUCUCAGCGGGCGCGUCUUUGUUCUUGACCUGAUUCCCGGCAGUCAGGCUGACGUCGACCAGUUCAUCGGUGCUGGUGACAUCCUCGAUGAGAUCAAUGGGACCUCGCUGAGGAAUUCUAAAAGUGGACAUGCCGGUGCAGUUCUGUCUCGGUUUAAAGGCUGCCCUUUGUCCAUCCGUGUUAUAAGAUGGAGGGCCCACGACGGAACAGUGUAUAGACCCCUUAUCAAAUUCCUGCGGGCCCUGAGGACAGAGAACCCCACCCUGCAGCUGGGUCCUGCUCCCUCCCAGGAGACAGCAAGCAGAGACCAGAAGCCUCCUCCAUCACAGUGUCUCAAAGAGGGAAGGAUUGUUUACAUAGUGCAAUUCUUGGGAAAGGCAAACAUUGGAAUGUUUGGAGGAAAGGAGGUGCUCCAGCAUGCAAUCCCACAGGUGUUGCAGAAAAACCUACCGAGCAAGGAAGUGCUUUUAGAUUUGAAGGAAACACAUUUGACGUGCACAGACAGAAACAGUAAAUUGGAGUUGUUUGAGCACCAUUAUCCCGAGAUUUCAUGUGUAGGGAGAUAUGCACAGCCAGACUACACAGCAUUUGCCUUCUGUGUGGCAGACUCCCCAGAAACCCCUCAGUCCACAGGCUUUUGCUGUGUGGUGCUACGAGCCAGCAGCAUCAAGGAGUGCGAAGACAUCGUCUGCAGGAUUGCCACUGGGUUCAAGCAUACGGAAUGGUUUGUAUGACAAACCAGCUGUGACCAACUUUGUGUUGUAAAUAAAAGAUGUGUAUUGAC